Messenger RNA from Thamnophis sirtalis, 1367 nucleotides. RefSeq names its product actin related protein 1B (gene ACTR1B). NCBI's taxonomy places the organism in Eukaryota, Metazoa, Chordata, Lepidosauria, Squamata, Natricidae. The record is from RefSeq and is a predicted model, not a curated record.
CUUUCCCGGGGCCCGGCGGCGGAGCUCCAGCGGCUGAGGCGGGCGGGUCCAGAGUCGUCGCUCGGCCAGGCCCAGCGGCCCCGGCCAUGGAGUCCUACGAUAUCAUCGCCAACCAGCCCGUCGUCAUUGACAACGGUUCAGGAGUAGUUAAAGCUGGUUUUGCUGGAGAUCAGAUUCCAAAGUACUGCUUCCCAAACUAUGUGGGCCGCCCGAAGCAUGUUCGCGUUAUGGCUGGAGCACUCGAAGGAGAUCUCUUCAUUGGACCGAAAGCAGAGGAACACCGAGGAUUGUUAUCCAUCCGGUACCCCAUGGAGCAUGGCAUUGUCCGGGACUGGAACGACAUGGAGAGAAUCUGGCAGUACGUUUAUUCCAAAGACCAGUUGCAGACAUUUUCAGAAGAGCAUCCUGUUCUCUUGACAGAAGCCCCCCUAAACCCUAGCAAAAACCGGGAAAAGGCUGCCGAAGUUUUCUUUGAGACUUUCAACGUCCCUGCACUCUUCAUCUCCAUGCAAGCUGUCCUCAGUCUUUAUGCCACAGGCCGCACCACGGGAGUCGUGCUCGAUGCUGGCGACGGCGUGACACAUGCAGUGCCCAUCUACGAGGGCUUUGCCAUGCCUCACUCCAUUAUGCGGGUCGACAUUGCCGGGCGGGAUGUAUCCCGCUACCUCCGCUUGCUGCUACGGAAAGAGGGCUAUGACUUCCACACCUCGGCCGAGUUUGAAGUGGUCAAGACAAUAAAAGAGAGAGCUUGCUACCUGUCCAUCAACCCUCAGAAGGAUGAAGCCCUUGAGACAGAGAAGGUGCAGUACACGCUGCCUGACGGAAGCACUUUAGAUGUUGGCCCAUCCCGAUUCCGAGCUCCUGAGCUGCUUUUCCAACCGGACCUAAUAGGAGACGAGAGCGAAGGGAUCCACGAAGUGUUGGUGUUCGCCAUUCAGAAAUCGGACAUGGACCUGAGGCGGACGCUGUUUGGGAACAUUGUCCUGUCUGGAGGGUCUACGCUCUUCAAAGGUUUCGGGGACCGACUGCUCAACGAAGUGAAGAAACUCGCUCCGAAGGAUGUCAAGAUCAAGAUUUCGGCUCCUCAGGAGAGAUUAUACUCAACGUGGAUUGGGGGCUCCAUCCUGGCCUCGCUGGACACCUUCAAGAAGAUGUGGGUCUCCAAGAAGGAAUACGAGGAAGACGGCUCCAGGGCCAUUCAUCGAAAGACUUUCUAGGGCAGGGAGGGGUGGCAGCAGGAGGAAGCCACAGCUGGGGUCGUCUCUCUUCCCUCAUGAUCUUUUCUUGUCCAGGGCUGCUUCCUUCCUUCCUUCCCCUUUUCUUUCUUUCCUUCCUUCCUUCCUCUUUUCUUUCUUUCCUUCCUUCCC